Messenger RNA from Eruca vesicaria subsp. sativa (arugula), 1467 nucleotides. NCBI's taxonomy places the organism in Eukaryota, Viridiplantae, Streptophyta, Magnoliopsida, Brassicales, Brassicaceae. The record is from the annotation of a GenBank genome assembly.
AAACAGUUUAGUUUGUUUGUGUCAUCAUUUCAACCACAGAUACAGUAGAAGACUUUUUUUAGCUUUGAACAGCUUCAGCUUUCUAGGGGGCUUCUCAGAUUUGGCUCCUAAAUGGAGCAAAGAAGAAGAAGCAACACUAUCUAUCUCCUCUUAUUCUUCUUCUUAGCCUUCACUUCAAGAACAACCACAAGCGCAAGUUGUCGGCGAAGAACAGUGAAACACUUAUCCACAACUCUACCUUCAUCUACACCACUAGAGUCCAGAAUCACUUCCAAGGUUAUUGUAAUUAGCAUCGUUUCAGGAAUCUUAACCGGGUUGGUUUCUGCUUUAGUCUUAGCUUUCUUGGUCCGUUGCAUUGUCACAUACAUGAAACAAACGCCAAUUCUCAAAGGUCCUGUAGUUUUCUCCUCUAAGCUUACACCCAAAUCUCUUCAAGGAGCUCUUGGUAAUAAUAUUCAGUUACUUAACUCAGACCCUAAUGGUAAAUACUAUAAGGUGGUGCUCGAUGAUGGUCUAGUGGUUGCAGUUAAGACACUAGGCUUACCAGAUUCAACUGGUAGUAGUAAGUCGGUUAAGAGAAGGUUGCAGAAGGAACUUGAGCUUCUUGCUAUGUUAAGACACAAGAACCUUUUGAGUUUAAGAGCUUAUGUUCGUGAAUCCCAUGAGUUCUCUCUAGUGUAUGAUUACAUGCCUAAUGGUAGUCUUGAAGAUGUGAUGAAUAAAGUUAGAGCUAAAGAACUAGAGCUAGGAUGGGAAGUUAGGCUAAGAGUUGCUGUUGGAAUUGUUCAAGGGCUUCAGUAUCUACAUUUCAGCUGUGAUCAUCAGACUCUUCAUUACAACUUGAAACCUACAAAUGUGAUGUUGGAUUCUGAGUUUGAGCCGAGGCUUGCUGAUUGUGGUUUGGCUAAGAUCUUGCCUACUUCACACACAUCAGUGUCUUGCUAUUCUGCUCCUGAGUCUUCUCAAAGUAACAGGUAUACAGAUAAAAGCGACAUAUUCAGCUUUGGGAUGAUAUUAGGUGUUCUUUUAACCGGAAGAGACCCUACACAACCUUUUUGUGUAGAUGGUGCAAGUGGAGGCAGCUUAGGACAGUGGCUAAAGCAUUUGGAGCAGUCUGGUGAAGCACGAGAAGUAUUAGAUAAGAGUCUUCUUGGAGAGGAAGUGGAGGAAGAUGAGAUGUUAAUGGCGUUAAGAAUUACCAUCAUCUGCCUUUCUGACUUUCCAGCAGACCGGCCUUCAAGUGAUGAGCUUGUCCACAUGCUUACACAACUGCAUAGCUUUUAGUCUAAUGUUCUUGUAUGAAACGUAAGUGUAAUGCAUGUUUUUCUACAAUUUUUACAUGUUACUAAACGCUUGAGAGAGUUAAUUUGUGUGUUGCAGAUUGUUCCUAAGCUAGUAAAAGGCAUAGAAUCAGAGCAAUGCUUGGACUAAAAUGUAGUCAUCAAAAUAUGUGGCCAGAGGACCUGA